AUGCGGGUGUGUCCAGCUGUGCAUGUGCCCACGGGGCAGGCCGCUGCAGCUGACGGUAUGCCGGUCCACUGGUGCAGUAUGCACUACAGCGUGUCUGAGGACUUCUCCAAGCCCUUGAGCGGGUCUUUGCACCUCAUGGGUAGAGAAUUGUACGAUGAGUAUGCCACUGUCUUGGCCCACAGUUACAACCACUGGGGCCUCCAGAUUUUGCAGUCAGGUGGGGCCCUGGUUACACCUCCUGUGGCUCAGUCGCACAGCUGCCUGGUUGUUGACUGGAGGCAUUCAGCAGUGCUCACUGGGAUUUUGCUGUUGUGGCCCCAACCCUGCCUCCCUCCCCACCCUGCGAUGUCAGAAAAAACACAACAGGGGAAAUUGGCCACAGCCAAGAAAAAGCUAAAACAAUUAUGGCAGAGGAAGAGCCCUGGCAUUCCAGGAGGAAAGCAGAUCAAUAGCAGUAGCCCUGACGCAUCCACUUCUUGUGGUUACCACUCACCUGGGGAUUCAGCAACAGGUGUCUACAGGGAGGGCCCUGCGUCAUCUACCCUGAAGGAUCUGGAGAGCCAGCACCAACAACUAGAGGUAGCCCUGGAUUCAAGCUCCACAAUAAUCGGCCAACUCAGCGAAAACAUCAAUUCACUGGGAAGAGCUCCUCGCAUGUUGAAGGAGUGGAAGCAACAGUUGCAGAAGCUUGGGAGGAGCUUGUUCAAGUUAAAACACCAGACGGCUGAACCCCUGGCCCCAGAGCCCCCAGCAGGGCCCUCUGAGGUGGAGCAGCUACAGGCUGAGACCAACCAUCUAAGAAAGGAGCUGGAGAGCAUGGGAAGACGGCUCCAGGCCGAGGUGGAAAACAACAAGAUGCUGAUUCUCCUGAACACCAGACACAAUGAGAGGCUACGUAGAGCAGAGAAGAGGAUACGUGAACGGGAGGAGAGUAUACACGAAUGGGAGGAGAGGAUAUAUGAAUGGGAUCUGCAUAUAUGGGAACAGGAGGAGAGGCUAUGUGAAUGGGAAGAGAGGCUACAGGAACGGGAAGAGAGGCUGCAUCAGCGGAAGAAGCUGCCACGGCAGGAGAGGCCGCGGGAGCUGGAGAGGAUGCUGGAGCCGGGGUGGGAAGCCUUCGAUGAGGAGUGGGACGAGCCAUCCAGCGCCUCGGAGGACCUGAACAAGACCCUACAGCUGGUGGAGCAGAAAGUAAAGGAGAAGAAGCCGGGUGGAGCUGAAGAGCCAAGAGGCUCAGAGUCUGCAGCAGCAGCCAGACCACUACCUGUGUACCGCUCUGGGAGCCCCAAUCCCACAGGAGCUGGGGUGUUGCUGACAAGCAGGGUGGACUCCCCAGGCUUGGGUGGAGAAGCUGUUGGUACAGGAGAGGCGGCAGGAGGAGCAGGAGAGGCUGCAUGCCAUUCUUUUCGGGCUGCCAAGAACGGGAAGAGACAUCUUCUUCAAGAGCUGGACGGGAUGGACUUGUCUGACCCGAUCAGCUGGCAUGUGGAGAGAAAGCAGAGAGAAAACAGGAGAGAGAAAAGCGAGCGGAUUGCUGGCUGGGAGCUGGAUACCCUGCCCUGGCAGCAUGACUCAGACUGCACAACAGGGAGCGGAGAAGCAUCCAGUCCUCGGGAGGACCGAGAAAGGAAGGCGAUCCAGGGCCGUGGAACAAUGAGGAAGUGGGGGAUGGCCGCCGCCCGGGUCCCCCACUCAGUCCGCGGGCCGGAGACUUGUCAGGACGGCAGAUGGAUAGAUGCUGGGACAAAGUCAUCCUUGGGCCGCGAGACGUCUGACCUUCUGCUGGUGUCUCAGAAGAUGCUAGCUCUCCGUGGCAUGUCUUCCACGCGGUGCUUGGUGAGCAGUGGCCUCUAA
Molecule: messenger RNA, 1854 nt
Organism: Nomascus leucogenys (northern white-cheeked gibbon)
Lineage: Eukaryota; Metazoa; Chordata; Mammalia; Primates; Hylobatidae
Product: golgin subfamily A member 6-like protein 9
Exons: 14
Coding region: 1-1854 (617 amino acids)
Source: RefSeq, a predicted model, not a curated record